AUGCCUGAAGGUUUCCUGGCAACGCCUACUUGGAACUACGCCCCGGGCCGAAGAUUGGUCUCUCCUAGUGCUGCUCUGGAGCCUGCUCGCCUGAAACCUCUCGUCGACUCGCAAGUUGAAACCGUGCUUUACUCCCCUACUCCGAGCACGAAAGUAGCAGUGUGCUUUUGUACGCUGCCUAUAAAAAGGAGGCACAAACACCUUGGAGGACAAUUUGGAAGCUGUAAAAAAUACGUAAUUGGCAGUAGCCUGAGUAUGAUGCUGAAAUCCUAUGAUUUUAACACAUUCACAGGACAGGUGGGGAAGGGUGCUCCUGAGGGUGGGUGUGCUGGGGACCCUAGCAACACUGCGGGGAGGAGCGAGGGGCGCGCGUCCAGGGGCGCAGGCGCUGUGAGUGCUCCGCUCGCGGCUUGGGCUCAGCUGGUCGCCUCCGCCCUCUUGCUGCCCGCGGUUCCCAGAUGGGCCAGCUCCAGGAAGACCAAGCAGGUGAACCUGUUGAUCGCGCUCGUCGCGGUCAUGCUCUUCAGCUUCUCCUGCUUCUGCAUCUCCAAGAUGUCUCAGACCAGUAACCAAUUAAUUAAUUGUAGAAACCAUAUUUUGGAGUUUAAGGAAAAUAUUCUACACAUAAAAAACAAAACUGAAAAAAAUCGCCACAAACUGAUGAAAGCCUUGAAUAAAAUGAAGUAUGAAAUUACACAGAGAGAAACUAUGUCAAUGAACUUAUAUCUUUGAAAAGAAUGCGAAUACCUUGGGUAAGAUGAAACAGUACCUAAGACAUUUGAAGUCCUAAAGUUCUUUUUUCCUCAUCUAAGGAAUGUAGGCCGUAUUUAUCCUGAUGUAAUCAUUGGCAAACAGAAAACAGGUGUUUCUUUUGCUCUAGGUGUUUCCACUGUUAGCAGAGGAAAUUGUAGUUACCUGAAGCAAACACUGACCUCUGUUAUCUCCAGGAUGACUCUUUUGGAAGAAAAGGACUCUGUGGUGAUUGUCCCUGUUGCAGAUGUAUUAAAUGAAGAUUAUUUAAAAUCUGUUGUUGACAUGAUUAGAAAAAAAUUAAAAAGGCAAUUUAGGACUGGAUCCUUAGAGGUCAUUUUAAUGCCUGCCUUUUUUUAUCCAAGCAUGUUACAUGCCAAGCAAUCAGCUGAGGACUCACAAAAAUUAGAGAGUUGGCAAAUCAAACAAGUACUGGAUUUCUGUUUUUUAAUGCUGUAUGACCAACCCAAGGCCAGAUAUUAUUUACAGCUAGAAGAUGAUAUCAUAGCUAAAAAGAUGUACUUAACGAAAAUCACAGAUUUCGUACAUAAUAUAACUUCAAAUAAUUGGUUUUACAUUGAGUUUUCCAUUCUUGGAUUCAUAGGAAAGCUAUUUAAAUCUGAGGACUUAACUGACUUUGCAUUUUUUUUAAUGUUCUACAAAGAUAAGCCCAUAGACGUGCUCAUAGGAAACAUUUUUCAGAUAAAGAUGUGUAACACAGGAGAAACUCUUGUGAGUAUUGCUUUACUUUGUAAAUACCAGAUAUUGUAG
This is a messenger RNA of Manis pentadactyla (Chinese pangolin), 1521 nucleotides long. RefSeq names its product MGAT4 family member D (gene MGAT4D). The record is from RefSeq and is a predicted model, not a curated record. Gene Ontology annotation, molecular function: acetylglucosaminyltransferase activity. Lineage: Eukaryota; Metazoa; Chordata; Mammalia; Pholidota; Manidae. Gene Ontology annotation, biological process: protein N-linked glycosylation. Gene Ontology annotation, cellular component: endoplasmic reticulum; endoplasmic reticulum-Golgi intermediate compartment; Golgi stack.